AUGGACUACAGCAACGAGGCCACGAUCACCGCCGCGGCGCAACCUUACGGCCGCUCCAUGUCGCCGCCGUCGCGCGUGUCGUCGUGCUCGCCGCCCCCUGUAUUUCCGCUGAUGGGGAACGCGCCGUCGUCGCCGCCGACCAUCGUCCUCAGCCCGUGCGCGGCGUGCAAGGUCCUCCGCCGCCGCUGCGCCGACGGCUGCAUGCUGGCGCCCUACUUCCCGCCGACCGGGCCCGCCAAGUUCACCACCGCCCACCGCGUCUUCGGUGCCAGCAACAUCAUCAAGCUCCUCCAGGAUUUGCCGGAGAGCUCGCGGGCAGACGCGGUGAGCAGCAUGGUGUACGAGGCGGAGGCGCGGCUGCGGGACCCAGUGUACGGGUGCGCCGGGACGGUGUGCCGGCUGCAGAAGGAAGCCAACGAGCUCAAGGUGGACCUGGCGCGGGCGCAGGCCGACCUCCUAAGCAUCCAGACACAGCACGCCAACCUCCUCGCCCUCGUCUGCGUCGAGUUUGCUGCCAAUCACCGAGGCGACCAGCAGCUGCACCAGCCACCGCCACUGGGCGACCAGCUGAACGGCAUCGGUGGUAGCGGCGGCGGCGCCAUGUACCAACCGCUAUACAACUCGGACUUCGACUCCGCGCCGUGGGAAGAGGCCCGGCAGCUCUGGACCUGA
Molecule: messenger RNA, 672 nt
Organism: Triticum turgidum subsp. durum (durum wheat)
Lineage: Eukaryota; Viridiplantae; Streptophyta; Magnoliopsida; Poales; Poaceae
Source: the annotation of a GenBank genome assembly